AGAGCCUAAAUCGAUGAGUUCACCACCACUUCCUCUGCUCAAAAGAGGAGAUCGGCUAUGAAUAAACCCCAACAUUUCUUGUCGGAAUUCAGAGUCUGAACAGCAGCACGUUUGUGAUGGAUAGAAAUCGCAUGAUUGCUUCCACGAUUGGCUCACUUUGUAUACUGAUUUCACUGGCUUCGGAAUCUCUCGGUUACAGACCCGGCGACAUCGUACCCUUGAGCCGCAUGGGUCAAUACCAUAAUUCCAGGACUGUUUGGCAUGAUAUAAUUGGAAAGCACUGCCCCAUGUUCGCUGUUAAUCGCGAGACCUUGAUUCCGAUCCCCAAACCUACUGGUUACACUGGUGCUGAUCCUUAUAAAAUAUCAUUUCAAGUUGGAAGAGAGAAAUUUUAUGUCCCGUGGUUACUUGUGAUUAACCGAAAGAGCACCGAAGUCCCAAUGAUCGAUAUGCAUUUAAGGUACUCAGGGGGAGAUUUUCUUGGCAUUACCACUAAAGUAAUCGAUAUGCCUCACAGCUAUGUUGAAUUUCAUCCUGACAUACGUAAACAAUUUUGGGAUCCACAACAUUGGCCAAAGCAUGUGCUUAUCAGAUAUACAUGGGAAGAACAGUCGGAGAUAGAUGUUGCUUCUGGAUUUUAUGUUCUUUUUGGGUCAGGGCUGAUGCUGACGUUCAUUCUCUCAAUCUACAUUUUACAAUCUUCUCGAGAUAAAUUGGCAAGAUUUGUCAAAGAGACUGUUGUUGACAGCAGCUUGUCCAGCGGUGGAAUGGCAAAAGUUGAGUGAUGUGAUUUCGUAAGUUCUCGUGUGACAGUCUCACCAAACAAGGCUACAAUGAGCCAUACCUUUAAAAGUUUCUUCUCUGAGUUGGACUCAUUUUUAAAUUUGCUCUCAGAGUUUUGGGUAAAUGAUUUGUUGAACUACUUCAGUCGGAUUCAUAGAAUAACACACAAACUCUAUGCAAGAAUGUUAUAAUUUGGCUCUAAUUAUUAUUAGUGAUUCAUAGGACUGGGGGACUGGUGUCUAUUUACUGUAGGAAGUUGAUGCUCCAAAUUUAGGACAAUUCUAUAAUAAUUGUAUCUGUCUCCAUGGAUAGUGAUAAUUCUUCGUGAUGCAUACAUUUGUUAGUUAGUGGCUUCAAUCUUUUCAAUUUGUAAACAUUAACACUAUCUUUGGUUCAAAUAAUUUUAGGUAGUGUUU
Messenger RNA from Cuscuta campestris, 1199 nucleotides. Lineage: Eukaryota; Viridiplantae; Streptophyta; Magnoliopsida; Solanales; Convolvulaceae. The record is from the annotation of a GenBank genome assembly.